AUGGGUGCACAAUGGAAGCGUGAGGUUGUGCAGGAUCACAAGUUUGACUUUAUCAAUGUCGAUGACUUUGUAGAUAACUCGUGCUGGCGCCAGUUCACCUAUUUGCUUGUCUUUGCAGCCAUCAUUCGCGGCAUCCUUGUUUAUUGUUCCGAUAUCUUUACUGCCGCCAAUUUGCUUGCCAACUCAAAUGAUAAUUCGUUUGUUCCAAAGGCAGGAGUUGACUUGGAGGUCUUUGGCAGACUACCCUACGAUGUUUACAAGUAUUUGUUCACAGGAUGCAUCCUUCUCGGUUUCUUGCUCUUAGGUCUGGAGGUUCGGAGAGCCAGAGCUAUCAUUCGCUCCAGAGACAUCUCGUAUGCAUUCACGUCCCUGAUUGCAAGUCGUUAUUACACAGUCCGAUCCUAUCCACAUUUUUGCCUCUUUGCUCAGAUUAAUAACUCCAAAAAAACGGUUGAUGAAGUUGCCUUUUUUUGCUUCUUCACCUUUCGAAACUGGAAGCGAUUGAUACUGGCAGAUGCACCACGACAGGUCAUCAAUGCUACAAUUCUGUACCAAACAUUCCGUGAUCACGAACUGUCGUUCCAAAAGGGUGGCAUCUUUGAUUGGAACGCUGUAGUCGGUAGUGACGAACGUCUGAUCUUCAAAAAGCUUACUCUAGGCGCCAUGAUCUUCACUGUCUUUAUGUUUGCGAUGUCACUAUUAAUGCUCAUCAGUGCUGUCAUCUUAUAUAUCCCACUGGUCAGCCAUAUUCAGGGCAAUCUCAAGGAGUUCUGUUGCCACAAAAUUGAUAAACGAAUUGAUGAAUUGAUCCGCAAAAAAUCCAAGACAAGGGCGGCAGAAGGUGCGAAUAAGGAGACUGCACUUGUUAACAUGAAGCAACCGACUCUCCCUCAGGUGGAUCUGCCUGAGGUACCAACCGUACCUGUGAGUACACCUAGAUCAGCAUAUUCUCAGAAAGCUCCGACUCAAUACACACCACAAACACCAAAGAGUGCCUACAGCAACUAUUCAACGCCUAAACUUCCACACCAGGAAUAUGCAUAUUCACCCGCUGCAGCCUACAAUAACAAUAUCCCUCCACAACAACAACAGCAAAUCCAUCGCCAGCAACAACAGCAACAAAAGCAGCAAGGACAGCGUGGUGGUUACGACUAUCUCCAGUCUAAGCCAAUGUCAACAGGAUCUACGACACCAACGCCUAGAAGCCAAAAUAACGUACUCGACCCUUAUGCGGAGUCAGCUUUCGCAACUGACGAUAUCUACAGUCACUAUGUGGCUGAUACGGAUCAACAGCGCUUGCAACAGGGACAGGCGAAUCAAGGCUAUUCUCAGUCAAAUGUAGGUAUGGCGUCCAAUUAUUACAAAGCAAACACCCGAACCGUCCCAUACGGCAAUCAGACACCUUCAAGAGCUCGACGGUACGAUGAAUAUGGACAGCAAAGGCCUACAUCGCCCAUCCAAUCCCAGCAUGGAUCCCAACAUGGGUCCGAGCUUGAUAGUCGUCAUAGUGGCAGCCACCAUAGCAGUCAGAUGGGACAUGGCCAUGGUGCAGGUGGUGCAGGUGCCAGCAACGUAGCAGCAGUCCCGGGAUAUGGCAAUGCACGAUAUGCUCGUAAUGGUGGAUAUGGAAAUGGGAACGAAUACCAGCCAAAUCCUCGCCGGCAGGACGGAGCGCCGACAAGAGGUGCCUACCGCGGUGCGGGAGGUGGCAUUGGUUACUAA
Molecule: messenger RNA, 1722 nt
Organism: Lobosporangium transversale
Lineage: Eukaryota; Fungi; Mortierellomycota; Mortierellomycetes; Mortierellales; Mortierellaceae
Exons: 3
Coding region: 1-1722 (573 amino acids)
Biological process (GO): potassium ion transmembrane transport
Cellular component (GO): plasma membrane
Molecular function (GO): potassium ion transmembrane transporter activity
Source: RefSeq, a predicted model, not a curated record